Molecule: messenger RNA, 198 nt
Organism: Eruca vesicaria subsp. sativa (arugula)
Lineage: Eukaryota; Viridiplantae; Streptophyta; Magnoliopsida; Brassicales; Brassicaceae
Source: the annotation of a GenBank genome assembly
AUGUCGUUGGUGUGGCUAGAAGCAGCUCUGCCUCUGGGAAUCAUCGGAGGGAUGCUAUGCAUCAUGGGAAACUCUCAGUACUACAUCCACAAAGCUUAUCAUGGCCGUCCGAAGCACAUAGGCCACGAUGAGUGGGAUGUCGCUAUGGAGAGACGCGACAAGAAAGUCGUCGAGAAAGCUACAUCUCCUUCCUCAUAA